AUGGAGGGGUUGCAGGGGCAUAACAUCCAGAUCCUCGCCAUCGCUGUGGCCGUCAUCGCCGUCGGAGCCGGUGCGGCUUACCUCUACUCCAGCAAGAAGCGCAAGGGUUCGUGUAUGUGUGGCUUCGGCUGUAUUGUCUGUGUGUGGGAUCCUGUCCGUCUGAUUGGUUGCCUGAAUGAUUGGAACUGGUGGGACGAUCGAGGUUUUGCGGGACCGGUUGUCCCCCUUCUUUUUUGUCUAUUUUGUUACAGUUAUUUAGCCCUUUCUUUCGUAUCGUAAAUUCUGAGGAAUUUAACAGCUCCCAAUUCUCUCUCUCUCUCUCUCUCUCACACACACACACACACACUAGAAAUUUGCAGCUUUUUCUGUUCUUCAAACGGAUUGCUUGAACAUCAGCGGGUCUAAUUUUCAGCUUUUUCUGUUCAAUGUCUAUGAUGCUCACUAGAAAUUGAGCCUAUAAUCUAUCUAGUUCAAAUCGUUUUUCUGGUCGUACAUCUGUUCUACUAUUGAGCUUUACUCUCUGUAGUUAUUCCAGUUGCGGAUUUCUCUCAUCUCUGAAGUGAAACAUUUGAUUCUUUUGGAUCUUAAUUUUAGCUGUCUUUAUCUCGGUCUGUAUCUAUCAAAAUGACUCAUUUGGCAGUUAUUUAUGCUGAAUUCUGUUUGCACAGCUUGCCUGGACCCUGAAAACUUCAGGGAUUUUGAACUCGUGGAACGAAAACAACUGAGUCAUAAUGUGGCCAAAUUCAGAUUUGCCCUUCCUAUUCCCACUUCUUCUUUGGGCCUCCCAAUUGGGCAACACAUUAGUUGCAGGUUGAGUUUGCCUUAUUCUCAAGGUAAUUGUUAUUGAUUCUGGGUCUUUUUGUCAACAUCGAAUGCUUUGAUUGUGAUGCAGGGGGAAAGACAGUGUCGGGGAAGAAGUCAUUAAACCAUAUACGCCAACUACUCUGGAUUCAGAUCUUGGACAUUUUGAACUUGUUAUAAAGGUAUGCCUAGGGUGGCACCAAGAUUGUGAUCGAAACCUGCUGCUUUGCUGUGUAAAACUUCCAUAUCCUUGUUCUAAUGUUUGUUUUCUUUUGGUGCGUAGAUGUAUCCUCAAGGAAGGAUGUCUCAUCAUUUUCGUGAGUUGAAGGUCGGUGAUUACUUGUCUGUGAAGGGACCGAAGGUAAUUAGCAUUUAUUUUCAUUGGUAAUUAAUUUCCUAUCAGUACUUGCAUAUCUCCCACCGGGGACAAGAUUAUUUUUUAUUGUGCUUGAUAAAUUCUUCACGAAAACUUGAAAAUGACUCUUCAUAUGCUGCAAAAUGAAAGAGUAUUAGAGAUUUCUGUCUUGAACUUUGCCGUGGAAUUAUGCAUUUAUGUGGGCUUUUAAAAAAAAAAGUUACCAAUCAACGGGGAAAAAUCAGAGAGCAAGGAAUCAGGCUCCUUGGACAGCUUACUUGGCAAACGGACACUUAAAAAGAAAGACAUGCCUAUGUUCUUACCCGGGAUCAUUUAUGCGCACGGUCACCCAUAGUCUUCUAGUUCGUUUCUCAGUAAUCAUAGGAAUACCAGUAAAUAGUUUUUGAUUUGUGCAUUCAUGGGUUUUAUAGUUUUCACCGCUUCUUUUCGUUCAACUCUGUUCCGCUUUCUUUCUAUCACAAUGGGAACUUCUUUGUUUAAUAAUAAGCACAAUAAAAGGUUCUGAGAAACGUGAGCCAAUUUUUUUAUUUUUUAUUUUUAUGCGCUUGUUUCCUCGCUUUUUAUUUCUGCACUUAAUCUUCUUCUUGUUGGCUAUGAAAGUCUGUUCCCUUGGGAAAAGAUCUCUCAUUUCUUACUCAUGUCUAAUCGUUCUGCCACUAUGCAACCAUUCCCGAGUUUAGUGCUUUUCAUGGAGACGAGUCACAACCCCAAUAAACUAAGGUAGUUGUUGUUCUUUGGUAUAACAAGGAGAACCUGCUAGUCAUCCUUGCAUGAAUGACCAUAUAUAUAUAUAUAUGAUAUAAUUUGCAUACUUAUUCCUCUUCUCCAUCUCUUUGCUGCUGCUGCUGCUGCUCUUAGGGACGAUUCAGAUACCAGCCCGGCCAAGUCAGAGCAUUCGGAAUGAUCGCCGGAGGAUCUGGGAUCACCCCCAUGUUCCAAGUCAGCCCCCCCAACUUGCAUCAGUGUUUCCUGAUUUGGCCAUGUUGACCGCCGCUCAUUGUCCCAUGUUCCUCCUCGGGUGUGCCUCGAACAGGUCGCAAGGGCGAUACUAGAGAACCCCAAGGACGCCACCAAGGUCCAUCUGAUCUACGCUAAUGUCACAUACGAUGACAUCCUCCUCAAGGUUGGAUUUCCCCUGAACUUUAUUCCGUUCACAUAGAACAUAUGUAUAAUUUCCCCUUUUCCUGCUGCAGGAAGAGCUGGAGGGCCUCUCUGAGAUCUACCCCGACCGCUUCAAAGUCUACUACGUCUUGAACCAGGUCUCUCUCUUCCCUCCCCCCCUGAUGAUCCACUGAGUCUCUCUCUCUCUCUCUCGCUCUCUCGGUGUGCUGAAUCUCCUCCUGAUCAGCCCCCUGAGAACUGGAAUGGCGGGGUUGGGUUCGUGUCUAAGGAGAUGAUCCAAGCUCACUGCCCUCCUCCGGCCCAGGAUAUCAAGGUGAACCUUCCAAAAAUAGUAAAGAGAGCUUCUUCUUCUUCUUCUUCUCCCUCCGACUGAAACCCUCCGCUGUGGUGGUGCUGCAGAUCCUGAGAUGCGGCCCUCCGCCCAUGAACAAGGCCAUGGCGGCCCACCUGGACGAGCUCGGUUACUCGAAGGAGAUGCAGUUCCAGUUCUAG
Messenger RNA from Spirodela intermedia, 2791 nucleotides. Lineage: Eukaryota; Viridiplantae; Streptophyta; Magnoliopsida; Alismatales; Araceae. The record is from the annotation of a GenBank genome assembly.